CGCAUAUAACUUUCCGGGUUAAAUGAAAAUGUCGUAUUUUACAAACCGGCUUCAGACAGCGCAUGCGUGGAAAUUUGUUUAGUUGCAUGACUUGUGCAGAAAACCGAUAAAUUUCAAAGAAAAUGAGUUCCAUCGGAACAGGAUAUGAUUUGUCCGCCUCACAAUUUUCACCAGAUGGCAGAGUAUUCCAAGUUGAGUAUGCUUUGAAAGCAGUAGAAAACAGUGGAACUGCCAUUGGAAUAAGAGGAAAGGAUGGGAUUGUAUUUGGAGUUGAGAAGCUUGUAACUUCAAAACUUUAUGAAACAGGGGCCAAUAAAAGAAUUUUUAAUAUUGAUAGACAUAUAGGAAUGGCUGUUGCAGGGUUAUUAGCUGAUGCAAGGCAGAUUGUAGAAACUGCUCGAGAAGAAGCUGCAAGUUACAGAUCAAAUUAUGGCACCCCUAUACCACUUAAACAUCUAACAGACAGAGUAUCAAUGUUUGUACAUGCCUACACAUUAUACAGUUCAGUAAGACCAUUUGGUGUCAGUUGUUUAAUGGGUUCAUAUGAUCCCACUGAUGGUCCAGAGAUGUACGUUAUAGAUCCAUCAGGUGUCUCAUUUGGAUAUUAUGGAUGUGCAAUAGGAAAAGCAAAACAAGCAGCAAAAACAGAAAUAGAAAAAAUAAAGAUGAAAGACAUGUUGUGUGUUGAUCUUGUAAAAGAAGUAGCAAAAAUAAUUUACAUAGUUCAUGAUGAAGUGAAGGACAAAAAUUUUGAACUUGAAUUAAGUUGGGUUGGAGAUAUGACUGGCGGUAAACAUGAGCUUGUUCCUAAGAAUGUUUUUACAGAUGCAGAAAAAUAUGCCAAGGAAUCUCUGGAGGAAUCAGAUGACAGUGAUGAUGAGGACUUGUAGAAAAUACUUUGUGAUACAUUUAAUAUCAUUCUACAUACAAUAUCAUCACUACUGGACUUUGGUGCAUAACAGUGCUAUUGCUGAACGUUAAAAUAUUUGUGUACUGAAUUAUAUUUUUGAGAACUGGCUGCAGGAAAAAGAUUUUUGAAGAUGACUUUUGAAAAUUUCCUAUUUAUCCACUGCAUAACCUACUUCUGAAAACUUUUUCUAUACAUCCACUGCAUUACCAGGGAAUUUUCUAAUUUAAGUUUUGCAGGAUGUCUACAAUAUAUGAGAUAUAAAUAAAAUGAAUGUCAUCAGCCUUGUGUAAAGCCUGUAUAAUUUGUUGUAUAAUGACACAUAGUACACAUAGACCAAAUAAACAUAUUCAAGUAUUUUGAGGUUAAUUAACAAGCAUAUGUUAAUAUCAUUUGAUAUUUUGUUUACCAAGUUAUUUUUCAUGGUAUAAAUCAUUAUUGAUGAAUAAAAGUGCUUAUUAUGUCA
Molecule: messenger RNA, 1373 nt
Organism: Ruditapes philippinarum (Manila clam)
Lineage: Eukaryota; Metazoa; Mollusca; Bivalvia; Venerida; Veneridae
Product: proteasome subunit alpha type-3-like
Exons: 10
Coding region: 123-890 (255 amino acids)
Biological process (GO): ubiquitin-dependent protein catabolic process
Cellular component (GO): proteasome core complex, alpha-subunit complex; synapse; proteasome core complex
Source: RefSeq, a predicted model, not a curated record